This is a messenger RNA of Cyprinus carpio (common carp), 513 nucleotides long. RefSeq names its product ictacalcin-like. NCBI's taxonomy places the organism in Eukaryota, Metazoa, Chordata, Actinopteri, Cypriniformes, Cyprinidae. The record is from RefSeq and is a predicted model, not a curated record. Gene Ontology annotation, molecular function: calcium ion binding; transition metal ion binding.
GGUUGGGACGGUGGGAGGGGAUGAAUUUGGGGGCGUGACAUUUCUCUGUAUAUAACACCCAGUCUGUUCCUUCAGUUCUCACUUGCUCGAUCCCAUUUUUUUCACUUCUUGCUCGCCGUGAACUCCAGAAACACCAUGUCACAAAUCCAACAAGGAAUGGCUUUGCUGAUUGCAGCCUUUCACAAAUACUCAGGAAAGGAGGGAGACAAGACCACCCUGAGCAAAGGCGAGCUCAAGGACAUGCUCACAGCAGAGCUAAGCGACAUCCUUGGGAAAUCCAGUGACAAGGCAGCUCUGGACAAGAUUUUUAAGGAUCUGGAUGCAAAUGCAGAUGGCACUGUGGACUUCCAGGAGUACAUCACCUUGGUCGCCUGCAUCACUAUGCUUUGCAAUGAGUUUUUCACAAAAAAAUAAUCUUGUCCUUACAGAAAGGGUUUAUCUGUAAAACUGCAGUUCCUGAAACCAGGAUUGAAGGUUUUUAAUGUUUUGAAUUAAAUCUGUAUUCUUACAAUA